Molecule: messenger RNA, 459 nt
Organism: Talaromyces proteolyticus
Lineage: Eukaryota; Fungi; Ascomycota; Eurotiomycetes; Eurotiales; Trichocomaceae
Exons: 2
Coding region: 1-459 (152 amino acids)
Source: RefSeq, a predicted model, not a curated record
AUGUCUUCUCCUACUUUCCACACCACCGCAGACGACCUCCGCAAGCCGGAAUCCCGAACAGCUCGAGCCCAUGGCGGCCAAGUACCUGCAAACUCUAACGUUUCUGCUAUGAAGUCCAUCAUCAGCACCAACACCAACAAAGCUGAGGAGGUCGAACAAGUUAAAUCCAACCUCCCACUUCCAGACCAACCACCUGUGGCCAGCGAUUGGAAUUCCGCCGACCAGCGCACCGUCAACGUGGGCUCAGGUCGUUUCGAAAGCGCCCAGUCUGGCGAUUCAGACUCUGCUCUGCGCGCACCAGCGACUGCUGAAAGCAGCGUGCGCACUGAUGGCGAUGAAUAUCACACUCUGACUGAGCCUAGUUCCAAGGUCGGACGACAGGGCAAGGAUAACUUGGACGGACUCCCCAAAGACGCGCGUAUACCCAGGAACUCGCGUACUACUCGCGAGGUAAAUUAG